Messenger RNA from Orussus abietinus, 3473 nucleotides. It is a transcript of the gene vtd, whose product is annotated as double-strand-break repair protein rad21 homolog. Gene Ontology annotation, biological process: mitotic sister chromatid cohesion; replication-born double-strand break repair via sister chromatid exchange; synaptonemal complex assembly. Gene Ontology annotation, cellular component: synaptonemal complex; cohesin complex. The transcript is spliced from 13 exons. NCBI's taxonomy places the organism in Eukaryota, Metazoa, Arthropoda, Insecta, Hymenoptera, Orussidae. The record is from RefSeq and is a predicted model, not a curated record. Bases 191 to 2521 code for a protein of 776 amino acids. Gene Ontology annotation, molecular function: protein binding; chromatin binding.
GGAGCAGUUGCCUAGUGCUGCCUAGUGGGUGCUAUUGGAGACGCGAUCGACGGCAAAGUUUACGUAUGUGUGGUCGGUUUACGGGAACGGGCCACAAUUAAAAGUAAAUAAGGCAGACCAUGAUAUUGUGGAGUGUAAUGUGACACAUUUUAUUAUUUUCUUCAAGGUACGUUAAUAAAGAGGAUCCACUAUGUUUUAUGCACACUUUGUGUUGGCCAAGAAAGGGCCUCUGGCCCGUAUUUGGCUAGCGGCACACUGGGAUAAAAAGCUGACGAAGGCCCAUGUUUUUGAAACUAAUAUUGAGAAGUCCGUCGAUGGAAUUCUACAGCCAAAGGUUAAAAUGGCCCUGAGGACAUCGGGCCACCUUCUCUUAGGAGUCGUCAGAAUAUAUUCGAGAAAAGCCAAGUACCUCUUGGCGGACUGCAAUGAAGCUUUUGUUAAAAUCAAAAUGGCAUUUCGGCCAGGCAUGGUCGAUUUGCCGGAAGAACACAGAGAAGCUGCUGUUAAUGCUAUUACAUUACCUGAGGUGUUUCAUGAUUUUGACACCGCUAUGCCAGAGCUCAAAGAUGUUGACAUUGAGGCCCAAUUUAGUUUAAACCAAUCUAGAGCCGAGGAAAUAACAAUGAGAGAAGACUAUGGUACCCUUUCCUUGGUAACUCAUGAUCAAGGAUUUGGCGAUAUGAGUUUUGAUGCUGAACCUCCAGAAUUAUUAAGGCAUGCUGGUACGAUGGAGCCAUCGUUAGACCAGAGUCAUAUGUUAUUCAGUGAUGGACCUGGAAUAGAAGCAGCAUUAGAACAAAAAGAAAAAGAACCCAUUGCCGGGACGUCGACUACUGCUCAAGCAAUGGAUAUAGAUACACCUAUAAGAGACGAUGGGUUUGGUGGUCACCUAGGUCAAGAUAUUAUAUCUGGAGGAUUAUUUGAAGGAGGUCUUUUUGACGAGGCACCGAUGGGAGAAGUCCCAGUGCCUGAGGUUAGCAGUAUUAGCGAACAGCAGGAAGCUGCAGCUUCUGCUGGCGUUGCUCCCUCUGUUCAUGAAGAAUCGGAUGAGGAUUUAGGUGAUCACUUUGGAGGGCCUGCGUCUCCGAUGGGUGGAAUGAGCAGUAGUGGGGGCUCCAGACCUGCCACGCCAGUAGCAACCGGAGAGGAGAUCGAGGGUCGAGUGAGCGUAGCUAGUCGUAGGUUCACUCCAGCACCACCAAUACCUGAAGAGCAUCCAAUGGACGCUAUCGAGGAGCCACCUCCGUUGCAAGAUCAGACUACGUUGCUCCACGAUGAAGAAGAGAGUUUUGCGCUUGCACCUGUUGAUGCUUCUGCGUUGAAAGGAUUCACAAAGGCAAAGCGCAAGAGGAAAUUGAUAGUCGAUGAGGUGAAAAACAUAUCAGGUGAAGAAAUGAAGGCGCAGUUAUCCGACACAAGUGACAUCGUGACGACAUUAGAUCUAGCGCCACCAACGAAAAGAUUAAUGCAUUGGAAGGAGACUGGAGGUGUCGAAAAAUUGUUCGCCCUUCCUGGAAGACCAAUCCCGGCGCGUGCGUUGUUCAAGAAUUAUCAACGACACUUGACCAGUAAGUCGUACGAUCAUGAAGAUUUUGGUCGGUUGGGUGUCGAAGAGGAUGGAAUGGCAUUGGAACAGAUGAGGGACGCAGAGCCAGAAGCUGCUUUUGAACCUAGUUUACUCAGUAAACGAAUGAGUCGUAAGCGUAAGACGCCAUUAGACGAGGAGCCCAAGGCAGCAGCAGACGUCAGUGAACCCUCCUUGACUGUCGAAGCCGUUGAACCCCCAAGUGUGAUCCCACCAGUACCUGCCCCAACCCCGGAGGGUCCUCCUAUCCCUGCGGAAGUAACGUUACCUUCGGAAACCUCGGUUCCCGACAUCAGUACUAUGCUACCCUCUGUGGAAUCCACGGAAAUAAUGGGCGUGCCACCAGAAACACCUUCGAUGAGCAUAGAAAUGCCACAAAUCCCACCGGCUGAAGUGAGUUCCAUUCUUGGCACUGCGGAAGAGGAACCACCUUUGCCUCCAGUUAUUCCCCAACCGGAAGAGAUUAUCACUCCACAGCCUGCGGAGAUGCCACAAAUGGAAAAUAUGGGAUACGAUCAGACACAACCUCCUGUCUCUUACAUGGGCUACGAUGAGCAGCAUCCUCCAGCUCAUACACCUGGUGCUGUCUCCGAAAGAGGGCCAGCGACUCCUUGGAACCACGAAGACUAUGAGUUCCCUCCUUCGGUUGGACCGCAAGAGGAGCAACAGGUGGACGAGACCUAUGAGCAGUUUGAGGAGCGCGUGCUGAACAAACGGGCUGCGCACAUGUAUCACGUUAUUAAAAAUAAAUUGGACACCAAAGAUAGGUUGACCCUUUCAGAAAUGGCAUACAAAAACAAUCGGAAGCAGGUGGCGCAGAAAUUCUAUACACUACUAGUCCUUAAGAAAUUCCAAGUAUUGGAGCUGAGCCAGGAAUAUUCAUACGCCGAAAUCUUCGUUACCAAAGGCCCAAAAUUCGACAAUCCAGCGUUGUGAAGAGCCGACUCUUCGUCUUUCGCUCGUAUUCAGUUGUAAACUGGCUCGCGUCAUCGGAAUUACGUUUACUAUUUCUUCGCAAGAAAAUAAUUGAUACGGACUUGAAAGUCUAUUUUAAACGACAUCGGUAUUAUACCGUCAUGUCGAAUGUGUCUUUCGAAUCGCGUUCAACAUAAAGAUCGGACUUAUAAAUAUUUAUUACGUUGUUCUCACAUCAUUUAACAGAAAGAAAGAAAAAAAAAAACUACUUAGGGUUAAGGGAGAGUAUAUUUCUACAUUUCAUUGAUCAGCGAAGCAUUCGCGUAAUUACGUUCGGUUUAGAGAUUAGACGAUAAUGUUCGAGACCUUUUUCAGAUAGUAUGCGAAAAUGACCUACAGAUAGAGUAAGACCUUUUUUAUUCAGGACUGCCGGCGCAUGGUUUUUUAAAUAACCGCUAGUAGAAUAGGGAAUACAUAUCACAUCUCUCGACUCUAUUGCAGUUAAUACCUUGCAAUAAAAAAUAGAAAAUUGUGUACUUCCAUUAACGAGAUUCGGUUGUACGAUUUUGAUAUGGCAGUUAUCUUUUCAAAUUCCGUUUUUCAUACAUUGUAUGUACUCCUCAGUGUAGGAUUUUCGAUAAGGUCUUGCAAUGGUCUGGCGAUUAUUUUUGCGCUAUCCUUGAUAUAAUUAGAACUUUAAAUUACUCUGCCUUAUUAGUUGUACGAGUCUGCAAAUCUCUUUGCAGAGGUGAUAUGUAUUCUAUUAAAAUGCAUAUUCGAUCAGAUGGGCGUGUAAAAAAAAGUUAAAUCAUUGCGCUUGAUUUGUUUUCGAGCUCCAUUGAAUAAAUGACAUCGUUAAAUUUGAAUGACCUUAAAAAUUGAAUUUAUAUCGAUGAUACACACUGUAUUUCCCUAGUAUGGUAUCAAAAUCAGUAAAUGUAAUAUAUUAUAUAAUAAAACAAAAUACUUAUAA